AUGAGUGGUUCCACUGAAAAGAAGGCGCGUAAAUGGCAACGGCGCAAAGAGUAUCUCCGUCGUGCUAAGCACCACAACGACAGCGACCUUCAGGAUGACGACCAGUGUUCACCUCCUAAGGUUCACAUCUGCGCCUUUAACAGCUGUGGUACGGUCCCUCCCGACGAAGACCUCGAUCGACUCCUUCCUCCUGUGCCCUCCGAUAUCGUCGCUUUCGGCCUCAGCGAAUUCGGCAUGUCCCUCGAGAAGACCCUCAUCAACACCAAGAGCCUUCGAGUUCUCAGCCAGAACUGGAUCGCUCACGUCCACCAGCGACUUGGUGCCGACCAGUUCACUGUGGCAGCGUCUCGCCAACUACAAGGAAUUCUAUUGGUGGUCUUUACUCGUAUAGAUAUGCCCUAUCAUCUGAUCACGGUUAAGACUGAUACCGUACCGACCGGUGCCGGCAACGUCGUCGGUAACAAAGGCGGCGUAGUUGUCAAACUCAUCUUCACCGCUCGAGCACGGGACCAUCACGAUUCGAAAAGAGCAGAGUCGAAACGGAAACACCGUCGGGGGUCUAGCAGUUCUGAUCCGUCCCAACUCACUAAGCGAAGACACCACGUUGGGGUGUUGCGACGGUUCAAGAGGCUCUACCGUAGGCGAGACAGAGGCAAGCACCAUGACGUACGGGGGCCAACCUUCCUUUUCGGUGACCUCAACUUUAGAGUUAAAAGUAGCAAUCGGGCAUACUGCGAUCGAUUGCUCGCUAUGGGGCGCUUUGAUGAGCUACUACACAAGCGAUGCCAAUUGACCAGCCAACUACUGUUGUCCGACGACGAGUCGCAAGCAUCAGAAGAUUCUUUGGUGGAGACACACCACCGAUGGAACAGAGCGCCACCGUGGAGUGAAUGGGAUGAAGCGCCGAUAUUAUUCCCGCCGACGUACAAAUUCGAUCUGGGAUCAAACGAGUACGAUACGAGUUCCAAGCAACGAAUACCGUCGUGGACCGAUCGAAUUUUGUGGCGCAGUGACGCUGACUCGC
Molecule: messenger RNA, 1024 nt
Organism: Perkinsus marinus ATCC 50983
Lineage: Eukaryota; Perkinsozoa; Perkinsida; Perkinsidae
Exons: 5
Biological process (GO): phosphatidylinositol dephosphorylation
Molecular function (GO): phosphatase activity
Source: RefSeq, a predicted model, not a curated record